Anas platyrhynchos (mallard) is the source of this 1633-nucleotide messenger RNA. It is a transcript of the gene AAMDC, whose product is annotated as adipogenesis associated Mth938 domain containing. Lineage: Eukaryota; Metazoa; Chordata; Aves; Anseriformes; Anatidae. Gene Ontology annotation, biological process: positive regulation of fat cell differentiation. The record is from RefSeq and is a predicted model, not a curated record. Gene Ontology annotation, cellular component: cytoplasm.
CUUUUUACUUACCUUGCUCACUGUUAGUUUUAGAGCACCACAUCCCCUUUUUGAUACCUUGCUUACUUAUUUUCAUGCCUUGAUACUUAUUUUGAUACUUUGAUACUUAUUUUGAUACCUUGAUUCACUCUUUUACCCUCUGUGACCUCAGGGCGUGUCUUUGCUUUUAAUAAACAUUUACUUUAACAGGCUGUCAAUACAGCGUUUCUCUCCCUCCCCUUUUUUAUUCCAGCUGUUCCUGGCAGGUUAUACUUCGCAGAAAUGUUGAACUUCACAGAAGAAACAGCAACGUUGCCAGUUUUAAAUCCACCUGCUUGCCCAGCUACACUUCUACGUCACGUUUCUUUAGACUUUGGUUCAGCGUAGAGAUGUCUUCCCCUGAAAUCGCUUCCCUUUCGUGGGGUCAGAUGAAGGUUAAGGGCUGCUCCACCACCUACAAGGACUGCAAAGUGUGGCCGGGAGGCAGUCGGACCUGGGACUGGCGAGAAACGGGGACGAACCAUUCUCCAGGAGUGCAGCCGGCUGACCUUGAAGAAGUUGUCAAGAAAGGCGUGCAAACCGUCGUGAUCGGUCGUGGCAUGAGCGAGGCUCUGCAGGUUCCAUCGUCUACCGUGGACUAUCUAAAGAAAAACGGGAUCGAGGUGGUGGUCUUGCAAACCGAGAAGGCUGUGGAAGAAUACAACGCCCUGGCUGCUCGGGGUGUCAAGGUGGGGGGCGUCUUCCAUUCGACGUGCUGAAGCACCGCGGGCUCAGAGCCUGCCCCUGCCCUCGGCCAAGUCACGGGCAGGCCUCCCGGCUGCCUCAGGUUACAGCCAGCAGUGGGGAUUGACAUGCCACAGCAUUAAUGUGCGCUGGAAAUCGAGUGCAAGGGCAGUUUAUGAGCUUAGGAUUUAAACAAACCGAGUGCUCACAAAGGUGGGUUGUUAAUGAGAUCGUUUAAUUACAGAACCGUUUGCAUACGUUCUGGAGAUUGACCUAAACUUUAGAAUAUUGGCUGUAUUCUGGUCACUUUUCACCUUUGGGUUAAAUUAAGAUAUUAAAUUGUGAAUAUUCUUCUUAGGAAAUGGCCUGGGAUUACAUGGUUAGCUACUGCAGCGUUGUCAUAAAACAUCUGAUGAGUACAAUCAAGUGGUGGUAAAGAAUCACUUUAUUAAUAAGAUAAAAUAAAUGAAUAAAAAUAAAAGGGUCAACCCCAGAAUAACUCUGCCUCCUGCUGGUGACUUCACUCAGGGUAUUGGUUGUGCAGAUCUGAGAUGAAUCAAGACUGUAAAACUUCCUACUUUUAAAUUUUACAUAGAGCCUAGAAAAAGAAGUCCCUGGGGAAUAAAUUUAUAAUCUGUGCCUUAAACAAUUUUCCCAUUACCUGCACUGUGAGUACGGAGUUGUGAAAUGUGUGUCUUGCAAGUAUUAAAGAAGUCGCUACCUGCUUCAAAUGAUCUAAAAACUCUGUCUCAGAGCUAGCUUGCAGCAUAAAUGAUGAGUUUUUAGGAAAUCGGUCUAAAUUACUGUUGGCAAGGUGUUGCCAGCAAGCGUGGGGUGGAAGUUAGGGUUCUUACCAAGCAUUGUGUUUCCUGUUUGCACAUCACAACAAGAGCUGUUACAGUGAAAGGAUUAAAAGUUCUUUCAGUUGCUC